AUGACCGCAACACAGACAAUGACCCAGUCGAGGAGUCAUGCAGGACACUCUCAUGGGCAUGGGCAUUCCCACGAUACCGCCUACUUGACCUCCAAGAAUAAGAAUGAUGCUGGUGUCAGAAUAACCAGAAUCGGGCUGUUUGUGAACCUGGCCAUGGCCAUCGGCAAGGGAAUAGGAGGCUACGUCUUCCACUCUCAAGCAUUGAUCGCCGACGGGUUUCACGCCUUGACUGACCUGGUGUCCGACUUUAUGACGUUGGCUACAAUAUCAUGGUCUUUGAGGCCUGCAACAUCUCGCUUUCCGAGCGGCUAUGGCAAGAUCGAAAGCUUGGGUGCUCUCGGCGUCAGUGGUCUACUACUGUUCGGUGGUGUCGGUAUUGGGUUCAACGCCCUGGACGUUCUAUAUUCGCAGCUCUUUCUCGAUGCAGCUGCACAGGCACAUGAGCAUGCAGAACACUCUCAUGGACUAUUUUCCUUCCUGGGCCACAGCCAUGGCCCGGUCGUUCCUGACCUCAACGCUGCAUGGCUUGCUGGAGGCUCGAUCAUUGUCAAAGAGUGGUUAUACAGAGCUACUAUGAAGAUUGCUCGGGAACGCAAAUCGGCUGUCCUAGCCUCGAACGCCGUUCAUCAUCGAGUCGACUCCCUCACUAGCAUCGUCGCACUUGCUACCAUUGGAGGAGCACAUGUAUUCACCGAUGCGUCUUGGCUAGACCCUGUCGGUGGGUUGCUCAUUUCUGCCAUGGUAAUCAGAGCCGGCUGGGGCAAUACUAAAUCUGCCUUGCUCGAGCUGGCGGAUGUCACCGUGGACAAUGAGGUCAAGUCUUCGGUCCGUCGUGCUGCAACAAAAGCUUUGAAGGGUGACCCAGCGCAGGGCGUUGCCCCAGUGAAGUGUGGCGAGCAGGCCGAGAUCAGAGAUAUCCAGGGAACAAAAUCUGGUCAGAACUAUCUCAUCGAUAUUGAAUUGGCUGUGCCCAGCGGCUUGACGCUACAAGAAAUGGAGGACAUUGAGAAUGCAGUCCGAGAAAGGGCAGGUUCGAAAGUCCGUGGUGUCCGACGAGUCCGAGUCAAAUUUGUUCCUGCUGAGGAUACUCAAUCUACUCUUGCUGGCGACUUUAUUCCUGCGGACGUCAGCCCACGGAGCAGUCCCGAGCCAGAAGACGAACACGAGCAUAACCAUGACCAUGACCAUGAGAAGGCGCCUUCAAAUGGCCACGCUCACCACCAUUCCAACGGACAGGCGCAAACCACAAACAGGAGAAAGAAAGAUGAUUGA
Messenger RNA from Exophiala xenobiotica, 1272 nucleotides. RefSeq lists its product as uncharacterized. Gene Ontology annotation, molecular function: monoatomic cation transmembrane transporter activity. Gene Ontology annotation, cellular component: membrane. The transcript is spliced from 2 exons. The record is from RefSeq and is a predicted model, not a curated record. Gene Ontology annotation, biological process: transmembrane transport; monoatomic cation transport. Bases 1 to 1272 code for a protein of 423 amino acids. NCBI's taxonomy places the organism in Eukaryota, Fungi, Ascomycota, Eurotiomycetes, Chaetothyriales, Herpotrichiellaceae.